Phragmites australis (common reed) is the source of this 2701-nucleotide messenger RNA. RefSeq lists its product as uncharacterized. Lineage: Eukaryota; Viridiplantae; Streptophyta; Magnoliopsida; Poales; Poaceae. The record is from RefSeq and is a predicted model, not a curated record. The coding region runs from base 1217 to 2482 and encodes 421 amino acids. The transcript has 2 exons.
ACCUUCCGAUUUUUUUUUGUGUGUUCCACCUUUUUCAUGCCUUUCUGCAUGCGAGGUCUUCCUUUCAUGCGCGUUCACCAGGUUUCUGUUCUACCAUUUUUUGGACACUUCCAUGAUAGAUCUAUAUCAAACUCCAUGUUAUGCACGAUUUAUGUCGAAGCCAUUAGAUCUAGAGCGAAAUCCAUGUUGUUUCAUAAGAAGGAUUUCCUUGUUCCCUAGAUAGUUGUUUCUUGAUGCAAAUUGAACUUACUGCCAUGUCUAGUCCUAUGUUCAGCAGUUUUCAUGUCAGCUUAUCGGUUACUGUAGCUUGUUUACUAGUAUAUUUACACCUCACCCCAGUAAAAAAUACGUAUGAUAAUCAUAUAUACAGAUCUAUUGAAGAAAGGCUGUUUUUAUCGAGAGCAAUUCUACAACCAAUGUGUUAGACUAUAUUUAGUUAGUUUCUAUCUCCCGAUUGGUUGAGAUUGUUUCCUAUUUUCUAGGACUUGCUCCAAUCCCACCGGUGUUGUUCCAUAAACCGUGUUGGCUGAUUUGGUAUGCGUCCAGCUAUAUAUGUAAUUUAUGCACCACUGUUCCCAUCUAUCGCGAUUAUUUGCGCAAUCAUGGUAUCACAGACUAUUCCAUUCCUGCGACCUCCCGCCCACCAUCCCUAGAUCGCCGCCACCGCCCAUGAUGCCCGCCGGCGACGUUGCCACGCACGCUGCCGAGGAGGCGAAACGCGCUACCGCGGAGGAGGCCAAACGUGUUGCUGAUUCUGAUGCUGCACGUCUGCCUGCUGAAGAGGCCGAACGCCUCCUUUCAGCUGAGGCUAAACAUCUUCGUCAAGCCGCAGAACUCGCGUGCCAGGAUGAGGAACUGCGCCGGGCCUAUGUCGCUCAGGCUAGCACGGCCCUUCAUGCGCAGGCCAUCGCUGUUCCUAACAUCAAGGCGCUCGUCCCGAUCGUCCUCGACCAAGCUUCUACACAAUACAGCAUGUGGCAUGGCCUCGUCCUCAAUACGCUCGUCAAGUACGAGUUGGACGAUCACGUUCUGUCCGAAGACGACCCCGACCCUGAUGAUGCUGACUGGAAGCGGAUGGAUUGCACAGUGCGGUCGUGGCUAUUCGGCACCAUAUCCUCGGACCUUCUCGAGAUGGUCAUGACGUCCGGCUGCACUGCUCGCACCAUCUGGACGGGCCUCGAGCAACACUUCCUUGGAAGUUAUUGAGCGCAUCGGCAUGUCAGACUGCAAGCCCUGUACUACACCUAUUGAUACAAGCUCCAAGGGAAAGAGUACAAUGAAUGACCCAGAGGCCAAUGCUCCUCCCAAGAAUGAAACAGAGGAACAGCUAAGGCAGGCAACAAAGAAAAUGCUGAAGAGUGUGAUCUCACUAGCUCAAACCUUCAUUGCCAUUGCCACUAGUAUCCUCACUGCAGCAUUCUCAGUGCGCAAAGAUGUCAACUUGCACCGGCACGUCCUGAUGGCCGGCGGUUGUUUCCUGGUCAUUGCAUAUCUGUCUGCUCUCGUGCUGGUCUACUUGAAAUUGUUCUUGUCAGAACACAGGCAGCUGCACAUGUGGCACAUCCGGUUCAUCCAGCUGCUCUGCGUCACCAGCGGCGCCGCGCUGAUCGCGACGAACUCCCUGCUUCUGGUCCUCAUCAGCGAAGGCAAUGGCUUGCUCUCGCUCAACCUGCUGCCCAUACAGGGCAUCGUUGGCAUGCUGGCGUACCUCGCGACGCCGACGGAGGACAGCAUGCGCGACGAGGUGUUCGAAGCGGGGAUCAAGAGUGGCCGCAAGGUCGCUCUGUUCGCCACGGCGACGGCCUUCGCCGUGCAGGCCACCCUCGUCUUCGGCUACUUCAACAACUCCAGCUUCCGGGCGCUGGGUCACCGGUUCGACAUCUCGGUGUCCUUCCUGGCGUCAGCGCUUAGCGUAUUCUUGGUCGUGGCCACCUGCAUGCCGCUCGGGUACAGGACCGAGGCUGCGAGGGACAAGGUGCUGUCCAUCGUGAGGUACCUGAAGGACGCCGUCAUCGCCAUGCUUGCGGUCACCGCGGUGACUCUCGGCAAGGAGUUUCUCGGUGGCGACACCGUGCUCGCGCUCGUCCCGGAGACCACCGUAGCAGCCAUGUAUUACGCUGUGGCCCUGUUUUCUGACGAGAAGGCUGCCGCGCAGGACCAGCGUGACGCCGCGGAGCACAAGAUGGAGAUGUUGCCGACCGCCGUCGUGGCCACGUUCGGCUUCGGCAUGCUGGGCGCGGCCUACGCCACGCUGCUCGGCACGGGGGAGUACGACCUGUACACGAAGGCCCUGGUGUUAACCUUGCUCGCCGCCGUCGUCUCCAGCCUGGGGCGGGUGGCGGGGCCGCUCAGCGGCUCCCGGCGUGACAAGAACGUAGCGACGUGGGUGGUGUUCCUGGGCAACAUCCUCCCCAUCGUGGAGAUGCUGGUGGCCGUCCCGCUCGCCGCGGACGUCGUCAUCAAUAUCCUCCCCGUCUCCUAGCACUGUCAAAUGAUGAACACGAUGUUGUUGUAUCUGUUAAGAUUUUCUGACCUGUUUCUGGAGAUGUCUUGUACGUAUGGAGAUUGGUAGCCUGCUCUACUGUAACUUUAUUUUCACACACGACUUGGCAUGGAAAUGUAAAGUAACCUUAUGAGAUGUGGUCUCCUGUAUUUAAGGGUUAGAUGCAAUUUAUAGUGUGAUACGUGAUAUUUUAUUUUC